AUGCCGACCGGGCUGCUGCUGAGCGGCACCGCCUUCGCGCUGCUGCUCGCCUAUACGGUGCGUUUCCUCGCGGUCGGGAUGGCCAACGUCGCACCGGGCCUGGCCGCGAUCGAUCCCGCGAUGGACGCGAGUGCGCGCGUGCUGGGCGCGCGCCCCAACCAGGUGCUACGGUAUAUCCAUCUGCCCAUGCUGCGCGCGCCGGCCCUGACGGCGGGGAUCGUGGCGUUCGUGGAAGUGCUGAAGGAAUUGCCGGCGACGCUGCUGAUCCGGCCGUUCAAUUUCGACACACUGGCUGUCGGCGUCUUCCGAUACGCAUCCGACGAGCGCCUUGCUCAGGCGGCCGUC
Ostertagia ostertagi is the source of this 345-nucleotide messenger RNA. Lineage: Eukaryota; Metazoa; Nematoda; Chromadorea; Rhabditida; Trichostrongylidae. The record is from the annotation of a GenBank genome assembly.